AUGGCGGCAUUUAGACCUCGGCCAGUCAAUGCACAUUGGUUCAUCCUAGUACUUGAGAAGUUGAGAGCCCCUGAGGGACAGGACAGAUGUGACAAAUCUUUUCUUUUGGGGUCGAUCCGCUUCAUUCAAAUUUUCGAGGGACUCGAGCCCGGCGGACUGGCGACUUUGCGCGUGUCAAAGCAUCGCGCUUUGGCAGUCAUCAGCAGCCAUCAUCAGUAUAAAAUAUCCGGUCAAGCUCCGCCUCGAAAAUUGGACUCAGUUUUACCAACCAAUGAUAUCGCCUCUACAGAUGGGACCAAGGUCAUCAGCCAAUUAUUGGUGCUCUCUGGAAAACGGUUUUUCGAAGAACCUUUUAAGGUUUUUCGAGGUCUCAGGGCAAUAUUCAACGACCACAUCGCUUUUGGCCUGAGCGUCUAUGCGGCAACCCAUUUCAACAACAAUGAAAGUCAGGUUGGGUUCGGCUUUGAAAAAGAUGCGCAAGGGAGGAGAACAAUUGUCAGAGCUGGCCUGGAAUUAUUUCAUAUCCUGGAAGCAGCUGAGAUCGAUUGCAGAGAGCCAAUAUCAGCAAUAUCUUCAGCACCCCUCAGGAAAUUUAAUCGAACUAUAGUCGCAUCACUACAAGCGCGCCAGCGAUUAUCCCUCGCCAGAGAACGACUGGAUGAUUUGGUGGCCCAGCUCCAGUUGUGCCGGCGGGCCAGACCUGCUGUCAAUAUUGCUCAAUAG
Molecule: messenger RNA, 723 nt
Organism: Blastomyces dermatitidis ER-3
Lineage: Eukaryota; Fungi; Ascomycota; Eurotiomycetes; Onygenales; Ajellomycetaceae
Exons: 4
Coding region: 1-723 (240 amino acids)
Source: RefSeq, a predicted model, not a curated record